This is a messenger RNA of Caenorhabditis elegans, 1413 nucleotides long. It is a transcript of the gene osta-1, whose product is annotated as Organic solute transporter alpha-like protein 1. The transcript is spliced from 7 exons. Bases 8 to 1162 code for a protein of 384 amino acids. Gene Ontology annotation, biological process: transmembrane transport. NCBI's taxonomy places the organism in Eukaryota, Metazoa, Nematoda, Chromadorea, Rhabditida, Rhabditidae. Gene Ontology annotation, cellular component: plasma membrane; membrane. The record is from RefSeq and is marked reviewed.
UUUCAGCAUGGAAAUAGUAAAAACAAUCAUUCCACACAACCGUUCAUACAUUGAACCGCCCAUACCAUCUGCCACCGAGUGGCUUGCAAAUAUGUCAGUUAUGCAUGUGUCAUGUUUAACCAUUGCUUGUGUAUUUGUUGCUAUCACAUUUUUGUCAUCAUUUUUCCAUUUAUUUUUUGUAUUGAAAUAUGUGUCUAAUGAGAGGAUACGCAAUGAUAUGUACGCAUUGAUAUUUAUGUUUCCCAUAACCACAUUUGCAAGUUUAGUAGGAAUGUUCAUACCAAGAGCGGCUAUUUUCCUUUAUGCAGUUUCCCUUGUAUAUUUCAUGUUUACCCUCUUCAUAAUGGUCACUCUUUUAUUCAACAUUUUUGGAGGUCGGCAAGAAAUGAGUGCCUACUUGCUCCAAAGAAAUAUUCGAGUUAAUUUCACUGUUCCACCACUCUGUUUUUUCAAGUUCCUGCCAACUGUAGAAAGUACAGAUCAAAACCUACGUCGAAUCGAGUGGUUGGUUUUUCAAACUCCUAUUAUACGAACUCUUUUAGAGUUAGUCUCAGUCGUUGUGUCUAUGGAACAAGAAGGAAGACGAGAAAGCGUUUGGUUCGUAUUCUCUCAACUCAUGGCACUACUCUCGAUGUGCAUUGCCUUUUAUGGUUGCUACGUUAUGGUUCCUCUUGGAAGAGAAAAGCAUGCUCCAUACCGAUUCGAUUUUCUAUUUCGUACAUGUGACAUUGCUCAGUGUAUUUACACAAUUCAAAAGUUUGUCUUUGAGUUUGCUGCUGCAGUUGGCUUGAUCACUUCGGAUCGAUACCUUCCAGCUGCUGCGAAGGCAUUGUGGUGGGCAUCGUUUAUGUGCACCUGGGAGAUGAUGCUCCUCUCUGCUCUUUGCUCAUAUUGUUUGCGUCCAGCCAAGUGUAAAUUUUUUGAUCUUUACCCUGGAAACGAUAUGCCAGCUUUAUCGGCAAGAGAUGGUUCAAACUCCCGUGUUCCGUCAUUUUCUCGACGUCUAUCUAUUGAAUAUGAGCCACGAAUUGCUGGAGUGAUGUUGGAGCCGCCGUCAAGAAGUUCACUGAGCAUUACUCCUAGGGAUAAAAUAGAAGACCCAACAACCGUAUCGUAUUUUGCUGAUAAUUUUGAUUCUUUAUCGCAAAUCCAAGGACAAUAAUUGAACUUCCUGCCAUUAUUUCAUUGCUCAAUUUACACUAUUCUUAACUUUUUGACAUGAAUUAAAUCUUUUUAAACUGAGUCUAAGCGUAUUAUUGUAUCGUAUUUUCCCCUUCUGAUGUAUUCAUUUACUUGUAUUUUUGAAACCCAUCCCAGUGAUACAACUACCCAAUUUUCCUGUGCCAUGUUUCUUGAAACAAAUCAAAUGUGAUAAAUAGUUUGAAUGCCUUUAUGUAUAAUAAAAUCAAUUUU